CUGUAACUACAUUUAAAACACUAGGGGACGGAAACUUUAAACAAUAUGUCCUCCAAACAGGAGCCAUCUUGUCGAAGUUAUACAGGCCUUCCACAGGGUGGCGAUGUAGUUAGCUCUAGCCUCAACCAUGUAGUUAGCAGCAGCGAUGGCUUAUUGCGUUACAUAUUAGCAGACCUCAUUGGCGUGUGCAGCUGUAAGCAUGACAGGAGGAAUAGCGCUGGUGCAGGGAGCUAGCCGGGGUCUCGGUCUCCAGUUCUGCAAAUUCCUGGUCACGUCCAGACAUGGGACAAGGGUCAUAGGGACUUGCAGGGAGCCGGACUCUGCUGCUGAGCUGCAGACACUGAGGGAGAGGCACCCAGACGCACUCACCGUCCUGCAGCUGGAUGUCACCAGCCAGCGGGAUAUACAGGAGGCUGCACACACGGUGGCACAGGAGUUUGGUCAUCUGGAUCUUCUCAUUAAUUCCUCAGCGAUGCUGCACCCCAGUGGGAAGGGUGAGACCAGUCUCCGGGAGGUCUCCUCUGAGGGUCUCUCCCUGGCACUUGCUACAAACACCAUCGGUCCGUUGUUGAUGGCAAAAUAUUUUUCUACGCUACUUAUGAAGGGAAGAGGGAUGUUUGGAGCACAGUCACCUGACCAAUCCAGACAACACAAUGCCAUUUUAGUUAACAUAAGUGCUAAAGUAGGCUCUAUAACGGACAAUGGCUUAGGUGGGUGGUACAGCUACAGGAUGUCUAAAGCGGCUCUAAAUAUGGCCACCAAAACCCUUUCUGUGGAACUGGGGAGAGGAAAGGGCAAAGUGGUCUGUGUUUCUCUGCACCCGGGCACUGUGGACACAGACUUGUCAAGACCUUACCAUAAAAAUGUCCCCAUGGAAAAGUUAUUUUCACCUGAAGACUCUGUGACCUACCUUAUAGACAAUAUUGACAGACUAGGCAUGGACCACACUGGGAAGUUUUUUUCAUGGAAUGGAUCCGAACUUCCUUGGUGAAUUAUUUUUUAUAUAUAACACAUGAAUUAAACUACAUUAAAUUAUUUCAGCAACUUUCAAAA
This is a messenger RNA of Pseudophryne corroboree (corroboree frog), 1053 nucleotides long. RefSeq names its product C-signal-like. The transcript is spliced from 3 exons. Lineage: Eukaryota; Metazoa; Chordata; Amphibia; Anura; Myobatrachidae. Gene Ontology annotation, molecular function: oxidoreductase activity. Gene Ontology annotation, cellular component: cytoplasm. The record is from RefSeq and is a predicted model, not a curated record. The coding region runs from base 200 to 991 and encodes 263 amino acids.